Messenger RNA from Cuscuta europaea, 1424 nucleotides. NCBI's taxonomy places the organism in Eukaryota, Viridiplantae, Streptophyta, Magnoliopsida, Solanales, Convolvulaceae. The record is from the annotation of a GenBank genome assembly.
GUCAGAACUUUUUAUUUUUUACCUUUUUAUAUUAUAAUGUUUUGUUCAUUCACUUAGGAGAUGGAUAGUUUGUGAUUAUCAACAUGUUUCCUCCGAAAUACUCCGAUUUGGGGGUUAGAAUGGUAGGAUGUGGAAGAUUUUGAAAGCCUUCCACUUUCCUUCCCUUCCCCCCUAUUUUCUUUAACCAAACACACACAAUCAAAUGACACAAGCUUAAACAAAGUAUGGCCCAAGAGAUCACAUUUAAUUUAAGUAGACAAAAACAAGAUGAAGGGAGACUUUAAACAAAGUAAUAUAGCCCAAAUAAAGGAAACCAAUCAAAUAAAAAAUAUUGAUCCGAUACAGCCAAAGGACAGAAGCUUUCUAAUUUCAGAAAAUUACCAAAUCCUUCUACGAGCUAUUAGAUUUUCUCGGCCGUAUUAGUUAACAUCCUAAAUGAAUUGAAACUUGGCUUUCCUUUUUAAUACAGACUACGUAAUUCUUUCAUACGGAGUACAUUGGUAUAAAUAUACGGUAGAUUGUCGGGCAGAUGAUACAAUUAAUCAAUAAUCAACCUCAUCUCUCACAGCCAUGGAGGAUUUCGAGUGCCACAAACACUCAAUGCGAGCACGGUACGCGUUCGAGACCCCAUGGCCGCGCCACAAAUCGCGAUCACCGAACCCCAACCACCUCCGGUUCGAUUUUGGCUGGAAGACGAUGCACCACUAUUACAGCUUCCCGGAGGACGGAUCGCCGCCGCGGCCCGUCCACACCGUCACCGAUCCCUGGGAUGCCGUCUCCUACGACAUUGACCGCCGCGGCUUCGCGACGGACGACGAGUACUCGCGACGGGCGGUGAUCCGCCUGCUCCAGCACAGUAAGUCGUGGGAGGACGAGAACUUAGUCAACUGGAUCGUCUGGAGGGCGCGUCAGAUUCUCGCGGCGAACGAGUGGUGCGGGGGGGUGGUGCUCCGGAUGAUAGCGCAACGGGUCCACGCGUGCUACGAGAGCGUAUUGGUCCGCGGCGUAUUGGGCCGGUCGUUCGAGGAGGCGAAUGUGGGGAUGCGGCCCGCUAGCCAGUGGGCUAUUGAUUCGUUGGAGAGAGUCUGUUUUGGGGAGGACGAGGAGGAGGAGCAGGAUUAUGGCGGCGGUGGGAAAUUCCAAUGUUCGGUGUGUAUGGAAGAUGAAGAUCUGCGGUGGGCGUGCAGAGAAAAAGGGGUGCUUAAGAUGCCCUGUUCUCAUCUGUUUCAUGGAGAUUGCAUCAUUCCGUGGCUAAACAACAGCCAUUACUGCCCCCUUUGCCGCUUUGAGAUGCCGGUCCAGAAUAUAUAUUAUACUCAUAAUUUACAAUAUCAUCAUUAGUUUUAUUACAACUUUUAUUAUACGGAGUAGAUAUGUUUUUCCUUUUAUUAUAACUUUUAUAAUAAAAGAUUCAUUAGUUUUAU